Molecule: messenger RNA, 2466 nt
Organism: Strongylocentrotus purpuratus (purple sea urchin)
Lineage: Eukaryota; Metazoa; Echinodermata; Echinoidea; Camarodonta; Strongylocentrotidae
Product: sodium/glucose cotransporter 1
Exons: 13
Coding region: 195-2267 (690 amino acids)
Biological process (GO): transmembrane transport
Cellular component (GO): plasma membrane
Molecular function (GO): D-glucose:sodium symporter activity
Source: RefSeq, a predicted model, not a curated record
UCAGCGAACGAUGGAGGCUUUCCGCUUUACCGUUAACUUUUGUGGGCAUCCAAGCACACCGCCAUAAACUUACAUACCGGUCAACAGUACAACAACAUCAAACUUGAUCAGGCAUAUUUUGUGCUUGAGUGGCUUGUUUGAUAAUGUUCACAAUUAAAAUUGUUAAUCAUGUGGACAUUUAGAAGCUAACGGCCAUGGAAUCGUCGGGACUUUUACCGUGGGAUGUCGUGGUUCUUGUUCUUUACCUCAUCUCUAUCUUAGUGAUUGGUAUAGCGUCACUAUGGCGGUCCAACAGGAGUACUGCAGAAGGUUUUUUCUUGGCUGGGGGAUCUAUGCUUUGGUUACCGGUUGGGGCCUCAUUGUUUGCCAGUAAUAUUGGCAGUGAGCAUUUCAUCGGUCUGUCUGGAUCAGGAGCCUAUGCUGGCAUUGCCAUUGCAGCUUUUGAACUCAAUGCACUGGUAAUGCUACAGCUACUAGGAUGGAUCUUUCUACCAGUGUACCUAGCCAGUGGUGUUUAUACAAUGCCGGAGUAUCUGCAGAAGAGGUUUGGGAGCAACCGCAUCAGGAUGUACCUUGCCAUUCUCUCACUUGUCAUCUACAUCUUCACUAGAGUCUCUGUGGACCUGUAUGCCGGUGCUUUGUUCAUUCAGCAAGCCUUAGGAUGGGACCUCUACCCAGCUAUCUUCUGUCUCCUUGUGAUAACGGCCAUCUAUACUAUCACUGGCGGUCUAGCAGCAGUCAUAUAUACAGAGACAUUACAAACAUGUAUCAUGUUGUGUGGAGCUCUAUGGCUUUGUAUAGCAAGUUUUCAUAAGAUUGGAGGUUACGCCAUGCUGGAGCCGCUCUAUGCCGAAGCCAUUCCUAAUGAAACAUUAUAUCGCAAUGAUUCUUGUGGGAUGCCAAGAGAUGAUUUCUUCCAUAUGUUGAGGAAUCCUGUGGGCUCAGACCUGCCCUGGCCUGGAUACUUCUUUGGACAGAGCUUCGUAGCCAUGUGGUACUGGGCAACGGACCAGGUGAUUGUCCAGAGAGCACUGGCAGCCAAGAAUCUCUCACACGGUCAAGGAGCAACAUUGUUAGCUGGCUUCUUCAAGAUUUCACCUCUCUUUCUCAUCGUUAUGCCUGGGAUGAUUGCCCGCAUAUUUUACACUGAUGUUGUUGCUUGUGUGGAUAAUUGUGAAGAAAUUUGUGGUUCCAAGACGAGUUGUUCAAAUCUUGCCUUUCCUCUUCUGGUGUUUGAUCCAGAUCUCCUACCUGAAGGAGCCCAUGGUUUAUUAACCGCUGUAAUACUUUGCGCCCUCAUGAGUUCACUAUCAUCCACCUUCAAUAGCAGCUCCACAAUAUUUACGAUGGACGUGUGGCGAUGGAUGCGAAAGAUACCUAGUGAUAGAGAGAUGGGACAGCUUCCGAGAGAGACAGCUCGGAAACAUGAAAUGGAGCUGAUGAUUGUGGGCAGGUUAUUUAUUGCUAUCAUCAUCAUGGUCAGUGUUCUCUGGGUUCCCAUCGUCCAGAACAACUCCAGCGGACAGCUAUUCGUCUACAUCCAACAGGUUAUAGCCCAGCUGGCGCCCCCUAUCACCGCUGUCUUUAUCCUCGCUGUCUUGUGGGAGGGCACCACAGAGCAGGGUGCAUUCUGGGGGCUUGUAAUCAGUUUGGUACUCAGCAUCAUCAGGAUCAGUUUGACUGUGGCUUUUCCAGAGCCUUUGUGCGGCGAGGUGGACAGUCGGCCGCCAUUCGUGGCUGCAAUCCUUGUUAACUACAUGUACUUUGCUCUGAUUCUCUUUGCUUGGAGCAUGAUGUGGGUGAUAGGAAUUAGCCAUUUUACAGAACCUGUACCUUCACAAUAUUUGUACCGCCUUACAUUCUGGACACGGUUCAGCAGAGAAGAUCGUCAAGAUAUAAUGGAGAUGAGAGGAGAGUCAGAACAAGAAUCCUUUGAAACAAAAGAAAAGGAAAGAGAGGUAAGAGAAAAGGAUGAAAUGGAAUCUUCAGUUGACAACUCUAUGGAACCUUAUCAUGUACUCAGGAAAACCAAAGAAGAUUAUCCCCUUAUCGAAAGAAAUGAGACAAGUCGAUGGCGUCGUGGAUGGAACUGGUUCUGUGGCAUCUCGUCACAAGAGGGCGUCCUAAUUACAGAUGAAGAGCUUGAGCAACGUGAAACGAAGCAGAUGGAUAAAGUGAUUCAGAGCAAGAGAGAUAGGUACAUCUUGAGCUCUGUAGCAGUAGUGGUAAUUGGACUUGAUAUCUUUCUUUUUGCGUACUAUGGUUGAUUUUACAACAAGGUACAGGUGUACUUGUUUGACGUCAGAUUACCGAUAAAGCGAGGUUUUGUGGAAUAAAUCACAUAUCUACAGAUUCCUCCCAAUGUUGAAAUCAUCAGUAAUGAUUUAUUUUAUUUCAAUAAUAAUAAUAAUAAUAGUGGGUUCUUGUACAGCGCUCAUGUCUGUCAGAUUUGACACUCCUGACGCU